Messenger RNA from Seminavis robusta, 2367 nucleotides. NCBI's taxonomy places the organism in Eukaryota, Bacillariophyta, Bacillariophyceae, Naviculales, Naviculaceae. The record is from the annotation of a GenBank genome assembly.
AUGGUGGACCCCAAUCUGGAUGCAUUCCUUCAGGUCGCCUCAAGAAGGAGGAAUUUGCAUGGGAAAUGGGUUCCGGCACUCUACUGGGCUUUUCUUGUUGCCAAGGAACAAAAGAAAACAGAGCCAAUGGCACCAUCAGACUUCAAGGCAAUGAUAAACAGUAGUGGUCUGUUAGGGAGAAAUCUCACCUCGAAUGAUGCCGAUGGCAUUAUCAGGCUCCACACCAAUGACAAAAGGACAAAGUCACGGCGGGUAUCUCUUGGCGACACAAAGAAUGGAACCAAAUACAGGUACUUCCUUUGUGUGGAGACAAAAGAGAAGGCACCGCAAGCUAUUGGGAAAUCACAGGCCGAACGCAAGAAGAAUUACCAGGAUUGGUACGAGCAUUACUCAAAGUUUGUACCUGUCAAGCACCAACAAGAGGAGAGACCACAGCAGCAGCCUAGGACUGUGACUCCAACCAACUUGGACGAAGCACAGCAACCGAUAACCGAAGCGCCAACCGAACCGAGCGAGGAGACGGAAGAACCGGAACCAGAAUCCAUCUUGGGAGAUCCAUUAAACAGCGACCUCCUUGCCAUCUUUGACGGCCUUGUCAACCCAGAGUUCCUCAAUAGCCCAGACUUCUUUGUCGAGAAGGACGAGGACGAUGAUAUCGCCGACACACUCAGAGACCGGAUCCGGCGGCGAGGUAUAGAACUGCAGAAAGACAAGCAUAGGAAGCAAUAUGAGAUGUUAGAUAAAGAGAAUCCAUUAGCACAAGUAGACUGCAGCAAGCACGAACCUGCUCUUAGUAAGUUCUGUCUCCCAGCAAACAAGAGAGCUAUCCAGAGCGUUGUUCAAAUAGCAUUGAAGAUUGAAACCGAAACAGAUGGACUGGCUGGUCUGUUUCAGCUUCCCAAGUAUGGUGGUGGAGCAGGCAAAGGCCAUGGCCGUCGACUUGUUGCAAUCAUUCCUUCCGACAAAUACAAGACAUUUCAACACAACGCGAAGCAGUGGUUCCCGACAUUGCUUGAGGCACUCCCCGGCACAGAAGGAUCAUUGAUAGCCCCAAUCUUCACAACGUUCCAAGAAGAGGGCAAACUACGCCACGCUUGGACCCUCCCAGCCACAGCAGUCAUCGAACAAGAGAUCAAGAAGAACGAGUCCAUCCAAGAAGAUGAGCUCCACUUCCUCGUGGCAGCAGAUCAUGGACAACGGGCCAUGAGAUUCACCCUUGGAAUUCGCUUCAUCAAAGACGGCCAGGUUGUCAAAGAAGCAGACCAUCAGAUCGCCCACAUCGACUGCAGGAAGGAUAGUAGGCAAGUAAUGGAGGACAGCCAAGUCACAUCCAUGGUCAGCGGUGAGCUGAAGCAAGCUUUAACACUGUAUCCACACGCCACGAAUCUGUCAGAAGGAGACUUGGCUUGGCAGUCUGAUAGUGUCGGAAAGACCGGCAUGUCCGGCAAGCACUGUGCAAGGUGCAAUGCUCGACAUGAAACGCUCCAAGAUGAUCCACUGAAGAUAGGGGAGACGUGGACUCUUCAAACAUUGAAGGAGAAGCUUGAAAAGCUGCAGAAUGGAGAGCUGAAGAGAAGCAAAGCAGACGAAGCCAGAGGUGUGGUCGAUCCUCCCUUGCUCGAGAUUGAACCCGGUGACAUCUUGUUUCCUCCUCUCCACGCCAUCGACUUGCUUGCCAACACCGUCUUCGCCUAUCUUUUGAAGUGGAUCUUCUACAGAGCAGACUCAGUCCCAGAGGAGCUCAUGAAAGCUCGGGAAGAACGAGUUGCAAUGUCCAAGCUCGUCGAUGAAAGACACAAUGUGUGGUUGGAUGCCGAAUGGUUCUUCAAUGAAAUGGAACUUCAACUGGAGCAAUCCGUCCCAAUCGGUGGAGCGUUCAAGGAUGCCGAUGAGGAAAAGGACUUCGACGCUCAAGAGAAGACCGAGAACAUACUCAGACACAAGGAGACUGCUGCAGGUAAAGUGGUGCAAGACAUGCAUGCUGAUACCGAGUCCAAAAAGCAGAAACGGAAAAGGAACGAAGACAAGCAGAAAGAGAGUGAGGUAAAAGCCACCGAAAGACGAGACUACAUCAAGUCUAUUUCCUCCCUUCCACCCAUUGAUGACGACAUACCUUCGCUUGUGGAGCUGCGCAAGAAGAACAUGACCAAAGAGGAGGCUGAGAACUUGCAGAAUCAGUUCUUUGAAGAGAGACAGCAAAAAGAAGAUGAGGCAACGGAGAAGGCAGCCAAGAAGAAGGCCGCAGCCAAGAAGAAGGCGAACAAGAAGGCGGCAGCCAAGAAGGGAAAGCCAACAACGACGAAAGGCAAGAAGACACUUACCAAGAAGAAGACAACAACAAAGAAGACGGCAAGUGGCAGCAAGUAG